ACGCGAUACUCUGCUCUGAAUGCGUGGACAAAUACGCACUACUGCGCAUGCUCAGUCCAGCUGCUACGGCAAACGGCAAAGAUGUCUCUGGCGGGCUUUUUACCGGCUCCCACGCAGCUGUCCCAGGACCAGCUGGAGGCCGAGGAGAGACAGCGGACUCAGAAGGCCUACUCCACUGCCCUGGUCUCAUCCCGGAGAGAGCCACCCCCGUACAGGCACCGGAAAGGCUGGGUCCCCCGUGCACUUGAGGAUUUUGGAGAUGGAGGUGCUUUCCCUGAGAUCCAUGUGGCCCAGUUUCCCCUGGAGAUGGGUCGCAAGAAAAAGACGUCGAAUGCCCUUGCGGUUCAAGUGGACGCGGAGGGGAAGAUCAAGUACGAUGCUAUUGCGAGACAAGGACAGAGCAAAGACAAAGUGGUGUUCAGUAAAUACACAGACCUGCUCCCCAAAGAAGUGCUGAAUGAGGAGGCUUCAGAACUACAGAAACCAGAUGAGGAGGCCAUACAAGAGUUGACAGAGAAGACCCGUGAUGCCCUGAGCAAAGCUGUGUCCCAAAAGAUUGCUGCCGCCAUGCCAGUGAGAGCAGCAGACAAACUAGCCCCCGCACAAUACAUCAGAUACACCCCAUCUCAACAAGGUGUGGCCUUUAAUUCAGGGGCCAAACAAAGAGUGAUUCGAAUGGUGGAGAUGCAGAAAGACCCAAUGGAACCUCCACGAUUCAAGAUUAACAAAAAGAUUCCCAGAGGACCUCCUUCACCUCCUGCUCCUGUUAUGCACUCUCCAAGCAGAAAGAUGACAGUAAAGGAACAGCAAGAGUGGAAGAUUCCUCCAUGUAUUUCAAACUGGAAGAACGCAAAGGGUUACACAAUUCCACUGGACAAGCGUCUAGCAGCUGACGGCAGAGGGCUUCAAACUGUACACAUUAAUGAAAACUUUGCUAAACUGGCUGAGGCUCUCUACAUUGCUGAUAGAAAGGCCAGAGAAGCUGUGGAGAUGAGAGCGCAGGUGGAGAAGAAGAUGGCACAGAAAGAGAAGGAGAAGAAGGAGGAGAAACUCAGGGAGCUGGCUCAGAUGGCCCGAGAUCGCAGAGCCGGCAUUAAGACCCAUGGAGACAAAGGAGGUGUCGAUGACGGCGAGGCCAGGGAGCGUGACGAGAUCCGCUACGACAGACGGAAGGAGAGGCAGCACGACAGGAACAUCUCCAGAGCAGCUCCCGAUAAAAGGUCAAAGCUGCAGAGAGAUCAGGACAGAGACAUCAGUGAGCUCAUCGCGCUGGGAGUCCCCAAUCCGCGCACCUCCAGUGAAGUCCAGUACGACCAGCGCCUUUUCAACCAGAGCAAGGGCAUGGACAGUGGUUUUGCUGGUGGAGAGGAUGAGACGUACAAUGUUUACGACCAGCCAUUCAGAGGCAACAAAAACAUGGCGUCCAACAUCUACAGACCGAGCAAGAACAUCGACAAGGACGCAUACGCAGAUGACCUGGACUCACUCAUGCGUAGCAGCAGGUUUGUUCCGGACAGAGGCUUCACUGGAGCGGACCACCAGAGCAGACCAGAGGGGCCAGUCCAGUUCGAGGAGGAUCCCUUUGGUCUGGACAAGUUCUUGGAGGAGGCCAAGCAGCACGGAGGCUCCAAAAGACCCUCCACCAGCGGGCGCUCCAAAGACGACUAUCACGACAAGAAGCGCAGGAAGGAGUGAAGAAGAGCUACGCAAUCACUCAAGGUCCUGCUCGGGCUGUGGGGAGGAUGUGAGAAGACGCCAGGCAUUCUCCAACCACUGGAGAGGAGUUUUAAUAUACUUGUUAAAAUGAGUUGUCCCUUUCUCAUUAUUUGUGAAGCUUAUUUUACCCAGUUUUUCAUAAUAGAAUUUUGUGUCAUUCCUGGUAUAUGUGAUAAGGAUGCAGGCUGUAAAUUUAAUAUGUUGAUAUGAAACUACUGGUGUUGUCAUUUGUUUUGGUUUGUUCAUUUUUAUUCAAAAUUAGGAACAAAAACAAUAACUUUUGCCCUAUAUUUGAAAAAGUUCUUCACACAAUUUUAUAAGAAAUAAAUGGUCAAAUGCAGUUUUAACUACCUCUUAUUAUAAAAUCUACAAACUGUUGUCAACACCAUUUUUCUACCAAACAGAAAUUAAAUUAACAAAUUACAGCACUUCGGUUCUGCUUGUAUUUGACCUUUUCUGUAAUUACGCUACAAAUAAUUCACCAUUUCACAACUUUUUUUUAAAGUAAGUUUUUAUUUAAAAUUGUUACGUCUGCGCUCCAAAUAUGUACAGCACUAUAGCCUGUAAUCAAUAAAAGAUCAUUCUUGUACAGUAGCACCAGUGGAAUAAACUUCAUAUCAUGUCCAA
Molecule: messenger RNA, 2343 nt
Organism: Boleophthalmus pectinirostris (great blue-spotted mudskipper)
Lineage: Eukaryota; Metazoa; Chordata; Actinopteri; Gobiiformes; Gobiidae
Gene: snw1
Product: SNW domain containing 1
Exons: 13
Coding region: 82-1695 (537 amino acids)
Biological process (GO): mRNA splicing, via spliceosome
Cellular component (GO): spliceosomal complex
Source: RefSeq, a predicted model, not a curated record